Closterium sp. NIES-67 is the source of this 1469-nucleotide messenger RNA. The record is from the annotation of a GenBank genome assembly. Lineage: Eukaryota; Viridiplantae; Streptophyta; Zygnematophyceae; Desmidiales; Closteriaceae.
AAAGGAGAAGGAUACGGCAGAACGCUUUAGCAGACUCGAGACGUAUUUCAAAUCGUGAACAAACGUUGUGCUAUCCCUUACAAGCCGCUCGCUACUGACAGCUUUCUUUAUGCCAGUUCCGUUCAAUGGCUUCCAUUUGCUCUUCCCCGUCCGUCAGUCGCCAUUCAUGGAUCGUGCCAAACACACACCAGUCCGUAGCUAGCGACGCCUCGCAAUCUCGCGGCGUAAGGCAUGUCCAGCCUUCCCAUUUAGCGCUCACAGCCUCUCGCCAUCGUCGCAACCGUCGUGAAGCAUUCGCGUCGCCCGCUCCCCAGCGACUACAGCUCACCCCCUCGCGAUCGCUACGCCAAUGUCCCGCGCGAACACUCGUGGACUGUACGCACGAUCCACUCCAGGGACAUCGGAGUCCUUCCGGUGCAGUGUCACAUCGUUUAAUGUCACCCGGUUCGCGUCGUCAUCGGACGGUUACAAGAGCGUCAGCUAGCAGCGGGAAUUCCGGUAUAGAUCCGUCGGUGGAGCACAGCUCCAUGGCGAAUGAGGAGCUCCUGCUCUUCUUCUACCAGCUCGAUUUGAACACCCGGCUCCAGAAAGCGCUCAACUUGGACCAGUACGAACCAGCUCAGCUCCUGCGAGAGAAGAUCGCGGAGCUUGAUCGUGAAAUAGCGCGGCAGAGGGAAGCCAAGAUGGGAACGUCGUCCAAGGAAGAGGCUCAGGACAAAGGCCUGGCGCUGUUACGCCUCAAGGCAGGGCUGCAGCGGGCAGUGGAGCAGGAGCUAUACGAGGAAGCAGCUGAGAUCAGAAAGAAAAUGAGCAAAUUAGAGGGUGACACGUUGGCAGCGUCUGCUGCAGCAUUGGCUAUGGGCAAUGUUAUUUAUAAGUUCAGGCUAGGGCAGAAAAUCACUCACAAGGAAUUUGGCUACCGGGGCAUAGUGGCGGGGAUGGACCCCAUGUGCUGUGAGACAGAAGAGUGGAUGUCAGGUGCUCAAAUCAGCCGGCUCUCACGGGGUCCCAACCAGCCCUUCUACCAGAUUCUACUUGACUUGGGCAAUGGAGCACGCUUCCCUGUUGCUUAUGUUGCGGAGGACCUCCUUGACAUUCCUGUGGAGCCUGAUAAGGAGCAAAUGAUCCACCCAUAUCUGUAUCUUCUAUUUUAUGGAGCUGAUUCUCGAGGUGACUUCAUCCCGUGCAAGCCUCUGAGAGACAAGUACAAUGCUCCCCGCUAUGAGGUCCCUCUGGAUGACUCAGAUGACACUGGCUCAGACGAGUCAUGACUUGACACCAGCUCUGAUGCUCACGACGAUGGAUUGUUUGUGGAGCAUGCACAAGUAUCUUCUUACACCUCCGUAUAGAAUUGUGCUGAAAUCAGCAUUAGCUUUUGUCACAGCAUUGUGUACAUACUAAUGUCAGUAAGGAGCCGUUCUAUGAUUCGAAACCUUCCUACGUGUCUCUCAAUGGUUCAUGGUGUAUUA